Molecule: messenger RNA, 549 nt
Organism: Aspergillus welwitschiae
Lineage: Eukaryota; Fungi; Ascomycota; Eurotiomycetes; Eurotiales; Aspergillaceae
Exons: 1
Coding region: 1-549 (182 amino acids)
Source: RefSeq, a predicted model, not a curated record
AUGGCGACCCCACCAAAACAUUUCGAUAUAACCGACGCCCAAGACAAAUCCAACCCACCCUCACCACCACCACUGGUCACCCUUCCAGACCUCAAAGGCUCAGGCAUAUCUCCUACACUGUGGUAUCGAAUCCACGUCCUCAUCUUCGAUCUGAAGAAUUUCGAUAACGCCUCAUCCAAGAAGCGUCUGGAUAAAGUCACAGACCCAUCUUACAUCGGGGAACCAUACUUCACCAUAGAAGAAGCCAAAAAGAUUAAGCAGACUAUGAUUGAUGCCAAUGGAAAGACAUUCUCAGAAGCGCUAGUGGAAGGCUUGAAUGACCGACUGGAACGGCGGAACAAGAAGCGUAUUCAGAGUGGCGACUUUCGAGUUUGUGCGGCACACGAUCUUGCUCCACUCAUGGCAAGUGCGCUGGGUAUUGAUCUUAAGCAGAUGGAGAAGGACAAGAACUUUGCAAGGAUGAUUGAAAUAAAGGGACUAAAUUUGCGUGGAGAAAUCUGGGGCGGGCUAAAAAAGAAAUCUUUUUCGCCGAAGAAUAAGAGACGAUAA